This is a messenger RNA of Babesia ovata, 1962 nucleotides long. Its product is annotated as Proteoglycan 4, putative. The record is from RefSeq and is a predicted model, not a curated record. The transcript is spliced from 4 exons. The coding region runs from base 1 to 1962 and encodes 653 amino acids. NCBI's taxonomy places the organism in Eukaryota, Apicomplexa, Aconoidasida, Piroplasmida, Babesiidae.
AUGUAUCCACAGGUAGCCAAUGAUAUGCAGAAAUUCGCUAAGGUGGCUUCACCUUCGGCAGCCCCUCCAUCCCUAGGUGCGCCAUCAGCUGUAGUUCACAACCCAUAUGAGCCUCCAAAAGAGCUUGUUUACGUAAACGUAGCGAGAAAAGCUCCCGCACAAGAACCCCCAACUGAAGCAUCUACUGAGACUGACGUUAAGGCGAAGGAAGCAACAAAUCUGGAACACGACGUAACAACACCGGAAAGCGAUGCGCCAGAACUAGAAUUUGAGAAUGUUAAACUCGUAGAGAAAGACGCUACAGAGGCAGCAGACAAAGAUGUGACGCCUCCAAAGAAAGAUAGUCCCGUAACAGACGCCCCCCGUGUAGUAGGUAUGGUGGUGAAGAAACCGGUGGUAAAACCAUUAGUUGAAAAGACUCAAGCGACACAAACUCCCAUAGUGGCGUCGAAUGUAAAUGACACUGGUGCAGCUGCCGACGCCGCCCCGUCCAAUACCGAUGGCAAGGAUGUCAAACUUGGUUUGGCGGGGUUAGACCCAGAAGCAGCCAACAUGUUUUCUGAUCUCGCCAAGAAGAUGUCCACCGCUGUAAAGCCCGACACGUCUCCUAAGGCGGAUAAUGGUGUCGGCGUGAGUAACAACGGUACUUUUAUUGUCUAUGCAUUAUAUGGUUAUCAGAUACUAAACGUCCGAGCACUCCACCACCUCCACCUCCAAAACGUAAGAUUUUUGUUGCCACAUGUCAAAAAACUUUCAGCCGCCGCUAGCGCUACUGCGUCGACCACUGACCGUACCACAUCAACAGAAGAGCCAUCCGGAGCAAGUUGGUCUUCUGCAUCCGGAACGACUUGGAACAGGGACACAAGCGCAGAAUGGGACUCGGAUUGGGAAGAAGGAUAUGACAGUGAUGAGACGGAUGCUGGUGAUGCAUUACCGCGACGACCACCGCCAUUUAUGUACAUGGCUGAACCGCAUGGCGUGCCAACUGUGGAACCAAAGACACCCAUCACUGAAAGUCCAAAGGUUGAAUCGCUCGAAUCUGCAGCCGUAUCAGCACCAGAAUCGCCGACAAUUGCAGGGGCUGCAUCACCAACCGGCAAGGCACCCGAAUAUUCAACGCCUACAGGAGCUAAGCCUAAACAAUUUGCGAGUGUUUCAACACAAACGGACCCUAUGAUUAUUUUGGAACCACCGGAGACAGGAUAUUCCCCGCCUGUAGAAGCUGGUGCAGGAGGCAACACCGUUGUCCCGAGGUCGACGCCUAUUCCAACACGCAAGGCUCCGAAGAUACCAGAUUCAGCACAAAAAAGGCCUGAUUCAGGGUCGAGUGGUUCAUCUGAUAGCGGAUACGUGAAGCCAAUAAGUGCAACAGAUGUGGCUCAUGACGAUGACACCAAUUCAUCGGAGGUAGCCAUGGGAACGGUUGACCAUCGCAUUGUUGGAAGCAAAUAUCCGUAUUACACUCACACAAGCGAAGAUCUGCCCCGCGGAGUUACGGUAACUCUAGAUCCGCACAAAAAAGGCAUGCCUUAUGGGAAAGGCAUACUGGACAUCCCUCAAUCCAAACUGCAGGACGACCCUAUGAACCAUUCCUACGAAUCAAUUCACUUGCCCGGCGACAGUGACGAGGAGCCGAAAACGAAUUUUAGGAGGGCUGCAAGCUUUGGUGUAUCUCCAAGGCGCACUCCUGUAACUGAUGCGUACAUUACCGGUUUUGAUAAGGCUUCGUCGAAGCUGCAGACACCAUUGAAGCGCAUUAGAUUGUAUGCGUCCAAAAAGGCGAAGGCCGCUAAGUCAUACCUCUUUGGCGCAGGAAAGAAGGCUACGCAAGCCGUUGACACCGCUGUUUACUGCGCCGAAAAGGGGUGCGAUCAUGCCCGUCGUGCUAAAGACGAAAUCACUGGGGCGCUGAGGCAAGGAUACGGUGCAGGAGGCUCGAAUCUGUUACAAACUUCGUUAUAG